Molecule: messenger RNA, 1479 nt
Organism: Centropristis striata (black sea bass)
Lineage: Eukaryota; Metazoa; Chordata; Actinopteri; Perciformes; Serranidae
Gene: osr1
Product: odd-skipped related transcription factor 1
Exons: 3
Coding region: 208-1017 (269 amino acids)
Biological process (GO): urogenital system development; embryo development; regulation of transcription by RNA polymerase II
Cellular component (GO): nucleus
Molecular function (GO): RNA polymerase II transcription regulatory region sequence-specific DNA binding; DNA-binding transcription factor activity, RNA polymerase II-specific
Source: RefSeq, a predicted model, not a curated record
ACCGAGCUGCUACCGGAGCUGUUACCGAGCUGCUACCGGAGCUGUUACCGAGCUGCUACCGGAGCUCAGACCGGAGGAGAGCCGCAUCAGCGGAGGAUCAUGCUGCCGCUGAGCUGUCCGCCCCGACACACACACUGAGCUCCGCGCUGCACACGGACCUUUAAACAAGCUUCUUAUUGCAGACGGCCCGUUGGAUCAGCAGCAGCGAUGGGCAGUAAGACCCUCCCAGCCCCGGUGCCGCUCCACCCGUCCCUCCAGCUGGCCAACUACUCCCUCCUGCAGAGCUCCACAGGCCUCCAGCUGCCUGCAGAACACUUCCACAGCAUCUACAGCUUCAGUGCCUUACACGCCAUCCACCUGCACCAGUGGACGCUGGGCUACCCGCCGCUGGCGCUGCCCCGCUGCACCCUCAACAAGCUGCCGGCGCCGUUCUCCUCCAUGGCCUCCAUCCCAAUGUUCCCCCACCUCCUGCAGGCCAAGCAGGACUCCGCCGGGCUGCAGAGCUCCAAGAACAAGCCCCGCUUUGACUUUGCCAACCUGGCAGCAGCAGCCACGCAGGAGGACCACCUGAAGGCCGAAGACCUGAGCAUGACGGGCGCCGCCGCCUCCGCCGCCGCCGCUCAGGCGUCCUCCCACCACGCCGCCGCCGCCGGCCUCGGCUGCCUGCUGGACGUCACCAAACUCUCCUCGCCGGAGCGCAAGUCCAGCCGGGGCAGACUGCCCUCCAAGACCAAGAAAGAGUUCGUCUGCAAGUUCUGCGGCCGCCAUUUUACCAAGUCGUACAACCUUCUGAUCCACGAGAGGACGCACACGGACGAGAGGCCGUACACCUGCGAUAUCUGCCACAAAGCCUUCAGGAGACAGGACCACCUCCGGGACCACCGGUACAUUCAUUCCAAAGAGAAACCCUUCAAAUGUCAGGAGUGUGGGAAGGGCUUCUGUCAGUCCAGGACUCUGGCUGUCCACAAAACAUUACACAUGCAGGUGAAGGACCUGAAGCCAGCCAAGAUCAAGUGAUGACUGGCAGCAGGAAGGACGGGACACUGGAACCAGACGACCAAACACAAAGAACAACCAAAGACUUCUUCAUCUCAGCUGUUGGAGCAGAAACUCCACAAGGAACUCAUAUUUCACCAGCCACUUAUUAAAGGAAUCAUGCAGAAAUACAUGUAUGCUUAGUUAUCAGAGCAGUGAUGUGUGAAAUGUAAAAUGAAAUCUUGAAGCGGCUCAGAAGUUUAUAACCAAAGACAGAAAAGGGACACGACUCCUAUGCAAUCUUUUUUUACAACUGAGAAUGAUCAAAGCCAUGUUAACACGUUUUCCUCCUUUUCAAUAUCACAUCCUAAUGUUAUUUUUGUACAGAUGCAUUAUAUCAAAAUGUAUUUUUGCACUUUAAUCUGAUUGAUUAUUGACAUAUAUCACUGGAUUUCUUAAACGUAUUUUCAAAAUGAAUAAUCAUUUCUAAAUAAACUAUUUUUA